CAGAGAAAUAUCCCAGCAUGACAUCUCGUACUUAUCAACUCAAAAUCUUCCAAAAAGAUAAGCAUUUUUACGAUGUGUAAGAGUGAAAGAUAACAUCCUAGACACGUUUCCUUUCUUGUGACUAAGCAGUCUCAGGCGUAUGUAUAAAAGAUGGAAAGUUGACAGAUUUGAGCAUGAAAACGUAUCAUACUCUGAAGAGUUUCUCUAGCACACAGAGUAAAUAAAAAAUACUGUGAAUUUUCACCAUGGAGCUAAAAACAAGACUUCUGAUUUGGUGGAUUUUAAUGAUGAUCCAGGCGAUAACAUGCAGACCGGCAAAUAAAUGUGAUUUUAUAAACCGCAUCGAUGACACGAUGAACAGAAUGAAAGCUCUAUCAAACAACUUCCUCUCAGCAAACGGAAAAAAUAUUAUACUGAAGAAUCCAAUCUUGGAACUUGACUUGAAGAAUUUGUCCCAUGAAGAGAAAAUGCAGAAAGCUCAGUGUGGACUUCACUUCAUGCAGAAGGCUCUUCGGUUGAUACUUCAACACCAAAAAGAGCUACAUGAAUCCACGGAUCCCAUUAUUAAACAAAUAAUCGCAACAGAUUCUCAGUUAGCGCAUACCAACCACUGUGUUGCAGAGCAUAUAGGUAACUGCACAAACAUACCAGUGCCUCACUUCCAGGUUAAAGACACAUAUGAGAGAAGGCAGUGGGGCUACACUGUUCUUAAGACCUCUGUAGACUUUCUGAAAGAGCUGGUAAAAUUCCAACAUCAUGCCUCAAGCAAACCAAAUCAUCCUUGACACCAAAGAAUUAGUGCAUUUCAUUUACAGCUAGUCCUUAUUAUUUGUUAACUGCAUUUAUUAAUUUAUUAAAGUUUGUCACUUCCUCUUGAAGCGAUCCUAUUAUUACCAGAUUUUGCAGUAUGUUCUCAUGUCAAUUUUUCCUAAACAUUUUUAAUAUUUAUUUGUUUUAUAUAUAUAUAUU
Molecule: messenger RNA, 969 nt
Organism: Onychostoma macrolepis
Lineage: Eukaryota; Metazoa; Chordata; Actinopteri; Cypriniformes; Cyprinidae
Gene: osm
Product: oncostatin M
Exons: 3
Coding region: 246-785 (179 amino acids)
Source: RefSeq, a predicted model, not a curated record